AUGUUGUUUCUGUGUGGAUUUGGGUAUUGGAUGCAAGGUUUUAGGUGCUUUCCAUGGCUGGCGUUGAACUUCCACAUGGCUCACAAUCUUAACAUGCACCCCUCAACAUUGCAGCUCGUACAGCAUUCUGGUAACCUUCCCAUGGUGGCCAAACCCUUUUAUGGAAUACUCUCUGAUGCUCUUUACAUUUCUGGUGCGCAUAGAUUACCUUAUAUUUCCAUUGGAGGUUGCUUGUUUAUGUUGUUUUUAUUCUUUCCUUUGCUUGGUUUGCUUUCUUGCCCUUUUCUUCCCGUUUUGAUUAUGCUAGAGAUUCCAUUUGUCUCUUCCAUGUGCACAAUUUCUUUGGUCCUAUCUUGGGGGCCAAUGGCAGUUAUCCCUGUUGCAGCUAAAGCCCUUCCUACCCUUAUGGCAUGUGUUCUUCUUAGUAAUCUUGGAGCAUCCAUUACAGAAGUAGCACAGGAUGCUCUUGUUGCAGAGUACGGGCAAGAAAAAAAUAUGAAAGGCCUCCAAUCUUAUGCAUUCAUGGCAUCAGCUGCUGGUGGAAUCCUUGGUAACUUAAUAGGUGGAUAUUUCUUAAUGAAAACACCACCGAGAACCAUGUUUCUCGUAUUUUCAGUGUUACUUUCUGCUCAACUUGCAAUUUCAUUGAGAAUAAGAGAGGAAUCUCUUGGUUUACCACAAUUGCCAGAUCACUAUCUUAUGAGGAAGCCAAUCUUUGAAAGUAUGAGAAAACAAUUUUCUGAGCUGGUGAUGGGAAUUCAAGAGGAAAGUAUUGUUCGUCCUCUUACUUGGAUAGUAGCUUCUAUUGCCAUGGUUCCUGUCCUGUCAGGUUCCAUCUUUUGCUACCAAACACAAUGUCUACAUCUUGAUCCUUCAGUCAUUGGCAUGUCUCGAGUGAUUGGCCAAUUGAUGCUUCUUUCCACUGCCGUACUUUAUGACUGUUAUUGGAAAAAAAUUCCCAUGAGAAAGUUGGUUGGUGUGGUGCAACUUGUGUAUGCCUUUUCACUUCUUCUUGACCUUCUUUUAGUAAGACAGAUCAAUGUUAGACUGGGGAUUCCAAAUGAGGUGUUUGUUCUUUGUUUUUCGGGGUUAGCAGAAACUAUUGCGCAAUUCAAACUCUUACCUUUCACAGUGCUAUUUGCGAGUUUAUGUCCUCGAGGUUGUGAAGGAUCUCUGACUUCUUUCUUAGCAUCAGCCUUGUGUUUAUCAUCAAUAGCUAGUGGGUUUUUAGGCGUUGGAUUGGCUUCUCUGAUUGGAGUAACAGCAGGCGACUACUCAAGCCUGCCUUUUGGAAUUCUUGUACAGUUCAUUGCGGCUUUACUUCCUUUAGGAUGGCUUUGUAAUUUACCCAUGUCAGAAGCUGUUGUUGGGAAGGAGAGGAAGAGAGGCUUGAGUAGAAGAAGUCAGAAAAGUAGAAGGGUCGGUAGAGUGGUAUAUGGUUCAGUUUCUAUCUACAGACGCGAGAGAGAAUCUGAGGCAUAA
Messenger RNA from Prunus armeniaca (apricot), 1482 nucleotides. The record is from the annotation of a GenBank genome assembly. NCBI's taxonomy places the organism in Eukaryota, Viridiplantae, Streptophyta, Magnoliopsida, Rosales, Rosaceae.